Danio aesculapii is the source of this 3545-nucleotide messenger RNA. RefSeq names its product extracellular leucine-rich repeat and fibronectin type III domain containing 1a (gene elfn1a). The record is from RefSeq and is a predicted model, not a curated record. Gene Ontology annotation, molecular function: protein binding. Bases 953 to 3346 code for a protein of 797 amino acids. The transcript is spliced from 4 exons. Lineage: Eukaryota; Metazoa; Chordata; Actinopteri; Cypriniformes; Danionidae. Gene Ontology annotation, cellular component: plasma membrane.
AGUAACCUACAAUCUUAUUAUGAGAUUUAACUUUGCCCUAACUGGACUUGUGGAUGAGCAGUGCUCUAGUCCCGCUCCUGAACUCAACUAAUGAAUGACUAGAAAUAGUUAUAAGGCGCUGUCGCUCGCGUUAUGACAGACAAAACUACUCUGCCAUGUCUCUGUCUGUGCGGAAUACAUAAAGGCUCUGCCUUGAAUUAAUCACUCGCUCUUUAAUGGAUCUUUGAGGAUCGCGCUUGACGCAGUGAGGAGCUGCAGCUCUUUGUAUUCCGAGGCCAAGAGGAACCUUGUGCUUUUUUUGCCCCCGUCCGAUAUCUACUGCCUCUUAGAAAAUGUCAAGGGGGUACAUGGUGACAUAGGGACCCCGGUUUGGUUACGGAGAGACUCUUGCUUCGCUCUGCGAAAGAGUUCAAGACAACAGCGGCACAGAUGUGGUGCGUUUCUUUUCAACCAAGCGUCAACAAAGAUCAGUUCAAGGGGAGAUUUCGAGCAUCAUUAGUUCGGGACAGGCCAGCUACUGAUGGUGGAUCUCAGACAUGCGUGUGAUCACUAGACAGUUUAACCGGGGGUGUACCUCUGGACCCAUAAAUGAGACUAAAAUGGUGGGAGAGAAGAAAAGACAAGAGGAUGAAAGCCAUCAACAAUGCUCUUCCCUGGGGAAAUAAGCGCAGGCCAUUUUGAAUUGGUGAAACACUACAACAGCUCUACCACUCCACUAUUGUGAAACCUUCUCCAUUGAAGAUUUUACCUGUAUAUACGUAAGCUAUGGUCAGUGGGUUGGGAUAUCAGUGCAGACACCCCAAACUCAUGUAAAAUAUUCCUCCAGAGACUGAACUUUUUGUUCCUUGGUUAACGGGAAAGGGUUUAUUACCCUGCUCAAAUACUGUGAGGCUCCAUCCAGCCUAGUUUAAACUCAAGUGAUACCCCAAGCUGCUACCAACUGGCAUCACCCAUGGCUUCCAGGAAGGCAUCAGGGGCUUGUUAUGGAGGCAUGGUGAAGAGUGCCUUCUUCUGGUCUGUGGCCAUAAUAUGUCUGACUUACAUAGGUGGAGUGAGGGGAGACUGCUGGCUCAUAGAAGGUGAAAAGGGCUUUGUAUGGUUGGCCAUUUGCAGCCAAAAUCAGCCACCCUAUGAGGCCAUCCCUCAGCAUAUCAACAGCACCAUAGUGGACCUUCGCUUGAAUGAGAACAAGAUCAAGAGUAUCCACUACUCUGCCCUCAGCCGCUUUACAAACCUCACAUACCUGAAUUUGACCAAGAAUGAGAUUAAUUACAUUGAGGAUGGAGCUUUUUCGGCCCAGUUUAAUUUGCAGGUUCUCCAGUUAGGCUUCAAUAAGUUGCGUAACUUGACUGAAGGGAUUCUCAGGGGAUUGGGCAAGCUGCAGUACCUCUACCUCCAGGCCAACCUGAUUGAGACUGUGACACCCAAUGCCUUUUGGGAGUGCCCAAACAUUGAAAACAUUGACCUUUCUAUGAACCGCCUCCAGGUGUUAGAUGGGUCUACCUUCACCAGCCUGACUAAGCUGACAACCUGUGAACUCUACACAAACCCUUUCAACUGCUCCUGCGAGCUCUUGGGGUUUGUCAAGUGGCUGUCUGUCUUUCCCAACCGGACAAGUGAGCGGAUGGUGUGUGAUUCUCCUGCAGGGGUCUCAGGCUACAGUCUUCUAAGCCAGAAUCCGAACAAUCCCACAUACCGGAAUGCUCUGCAUAUGCUGUCCACUGUGUGCACGGAGGAUUAUGUGACUCCGUAUAUCUCUGUGCCUCCUGAUACCACCACUUUCCCUCCGGACUCCACACCAUGUGGGCUUGAAGACUGUCCCUCGGGUACUGAGCCGGAGGAAAUCAGCAUAAGUCCCACGUUCUUAGAUUUAGAUGUGAAACCAAUCAUGAAACUCAAGCAAGUGUCUCACACGAACGCAGUAAUCACUGUUCAAAUCCCUUACCCCUACAAGAAAAUGUACAUCCUUGUCUUGUACAACAACAGCUUCUUCACUGAUAUACAGAAUCUGAAGAGACAGAAGGAGGACAUUGAAUUGAAAAACCUGAAACCCCACACUGAUUACACCUACUGUGUGGCUUCAAUAAGAAACUCAUUGCGAUUCAAUCAUACUUGCCUGACACUAUCUACUGGGCCUAAGAAUGGAAAAGAGCGAGUAGCAAGUAAUGCAACUGCCACUCACUACAUAAUGACUAUUUUAGGAUGUCUUUUCAGUAUGGUAAUCGUUUUAGGCAUUGUGUAUUAUUGUUUGCGGAAAAAGAGGCAACAAGAUGAAAAGCACAAAAAGGCAGGCAGCCUAAAGAAGAACAUAAUCGAGCUUAAAUAUGGGGGUGAGCUGGAAGGCGGGACAAUAUCAAGGAUGUCUCAAAAACAAAUGAUGGCUGGGGAGAGCAUGACUCGCAUGCCCUACCUACCGUCCGGCAGUGAAAUGGAGCAAUACAAACUGCAAGACAUCAGCGACACCCCGAAAAUGGCCAAAGGGAAUUACAUGGAAGUGAGAACAGGGGACCACCCAGAUCGAAGGGAAUGUGAGAUGUCCAUGGCUGGCAAUAGCCAAGGUUCAGUUGCAGAGAUCUCGACAAUUGCAAAAGAAGUGGACAAGGUCAACCAGAUUAUUAAUAAUUGUAUUGAUGCUCUAAAAUCAGAAUCCACAUCCUUCCAAGGGGUGAAGUCUGGUGCGGUGUCAACUGCCGAACCUCAGUUGGUACUCAUUUCAGAGCAGCCUCAGAGCAAGUCUGGCUUCCUUUCGCCUGUCUACAAGGACAGCUACCACCACUCUUUACAAAGACAUCAUGCAUCAGACGCCUCUCCAAAACGUCCCAGUACAGCCACUGGAGGUUCCAUACGAAGCCCAAGGCCUUAUCGUUCAGAAGGGUCAUACAAGUCAGAGUCAAAGUACAUAGAGAAGACUUCACCCACAGGAGAGACUAUCCUGACCAUCACGCCUGCAGCUGCAAUACUAAGAGCAGAGGCGGAAAAGAUCCGCCAGUAUAGUGAGCAUCGGCAUUCUUACCCCGAUGCCCACCAAAUUGAGGAGCUGGAAGGACCAGAGAGCCGGAAAACCUCUAUCUUAGAGCCUCUGACACGGCCUCGGGCAAGAGACUUGGCUUACUCACAACUCUCUCCCCAGUAUCACAAUCUCAGUUACUCGUCAAGUCCUGAGUACUACUGCAAACCAUCACACAGCAUCUGGGAGCGCUUUAAACUCCAUCGCAAGCGACACAAAGAUGAGGAAUACAUGGCUGCGGGCCACGCUUUGAGGAAAAAAGUGCAGUUUGCAAAGGAUGAAGACCUGCAUGACAUUCUAGAUUACUGGAAGGGAGUAUCAGCCCAACAAAAAUCUUAAUCUACUCAAGUGUUUGUUUGUGUCUUUUUUCAUUUUUGAUGGACCACAAAGAACAGGACCAUAUGAAUCCUUAAUCUAGUGAAAUCAAAUUCUAAAGGAUAAAUAUUACACCACAGUGAUUUUCAACUUAGGGAAAAAGGUUUGUGUACCAAAAUGAAAAGAUGUUACUUAAAGCAACAAGAUGAGAAUAUAUUGCAAA